AUGGCAAACCCUCCGGGGCAGGGUAACCCUGGCUUGGUGCCACCCUCGCAGGAUCAGCAGCAGCAGCAAGGUCCACCUCCCCACCAGAUGCCUCAACCUCAGCAAGGAUUGCAGUCCGGUCCUUAUCAGGGAAACUAUCCUCAGCCGCCAGUAGUGAACGGUUACGGAUCGCAAGCGCAGAUUGCUUCCCCAGGUCCUGGCAAGCCACGCAACAACCGCGGGCCUUUGGGCCAUACGAAUACCCCGCAGCAGUCUCAACCUAUGUCUUAUUCGGGAGCUUCCCCUCAAAUGGGAAGACCAAGCCCUCCUCCGCCGUUCCACAACGUUGGCAACAUGCUUGCAGACCUGGAUCCUGAUCAAAUGAGGCCAGAACAGAAACGUGAUGGGAACGAUUGGUUCGCAAUCUUCAACCCCAAUGUGCGACGGGUGUUGGAUGUUGACCUCGUUCAUAAUCUUCUCCACGAGAGUGUUGUUUGCUGCGUACGUUUCAGCCGCGACGGAAGAUAUGUGGCCACUGGCUGCAAUCGCUCGGCGCAGAUCUUCGAAGUCUCGACUGGCAACCAGGUUACUAAACUACAGGACGAUUCAGUCGACAAGGACGGCGACCUGUACAUUCGAAGCGUAUGCUUCAGUCCUGACGGAUUGUACCUCGCGACUGGUGCAGAGGACAAGCAGAUUAGAGUUUGGGAUAUUCAAAGUCGUACUAUCAAGACCACCUUUGCGGGCCAUGAGCAGGAUAUCUACUCUCUAGACUUCGCUAGCAACGGCAGACACAUCGCUUCUGGAAGUGGCGACCAUUCAGUCCGCGUUUGGGACAUGGAGUACAACCGCGAGUCUCUCAAUCUUAUGAUCGAAGAUGGCGUCACAACCGUAGCGAUCUCCCCUUCAGGCGACUAUGUCGCAGCGGGCUCCCUUGACAAGAGCGUUAGGGUCUGGGACGUACGCAAUGGCCACCUCAUUGCCAGACUGGAUGGUAUGGAUGGCCACAAAGAUAGUGUUUACUCUGUGGCCUUUGGACCGGAUGGCGAAACCUUAGUUAGUGGCAGUCUGGACAAGACCAUCAAGAUGUGGCAACUCUCUCCUGACAAUAGAGGAGGCAUGAUGGGAGGUGGAAUGAUAAGAGGUGGGAGGUUGGUGAGGACCUUCGAAGGUCAUAAGGACUUCGUUCUCAGUGUGGCACUUACUCCAGAUGGCGAGUGGGUACUGAGUGGUUCGAAGGACCGUGGGGUCCAAUUUUGGAACCCACGCACUGGCGACACACAAUUGAUGCUUCAGGGCCACAAGAAUUCAGUCAUCUCCGUUGCUCCAAGUCCUCAGGGUGAGUUGUUUGCAACAGGUAGUGGAGAUAUGCGUGCUAGGAUUUGGAAAUAUGGAGCUUACCGGGGCACUUAG
Molecule: messenger RNA, 1392 nt
Organism: Letharia columbiana
Lineage: Eukaryota; Fungi; Ascomycota; Lecanoromycetes; Lecanorales; Parmeliaceae
Exons: 6
Coding region: 1-1392 (463 amino acids)
Molecular function (GO): protein binding
Source: RefSeq, a predicted model, not a curated record